CGUCAAUUUAAAAAAAAAAAGAAAAAGUGGUUGUCGCUAGGCUGAACUUAAUUCUUUUCAACAUGGAUGAGAAACGUGUGGUUCGGAUUGUCUUCAAAUCACUUCUCCUUGAUCUGAUUUCCUUCACGAUCAUUCUUCCGUUGUUCCCACGGUUACUGAAUUACUAUCAGAUUCAAGAAGGUGGCAAUAAAGUGAGACGAUCCUUUCUCAUUUUGCGCUUGUUUGGUGUUCUUUAACGUUUUCUUGCUCGGGAUAGGCUACGCUACUGGGCCACGCGUUGCAAGUACUUGAACAAUACAAAUCAUGGAUCAGCGUCGCGCAAGUCAAAGGGUCCAGCAAGUGGGACACGGUGUUACUCGGAGGUCUGUUGGGAUCGCUGUUCUCUUUGCUGCAGUUUCUUGUUUCGCCUCUCAUUGGACGCGCAAGCGACCGUUUUGGGCGACGCAAGGUUUUGUUAUGGACCAUGAUUGGCAAUAUCAUGUCCACGGCUAUCUGGCUAUUCGCGCGUUCUUUUGUCGCGUUUCUCUUUGCUCGGGUGAUUGCAGGUCUCAGUGAAGGAAAUGUCCAACUGAGUAUUGCCAUUAUUUCGGAUAUCACCACCCCGGAGCGUCGAUCACGCAAUCUUGCGUUUAUCGGUAUAGCAUUUGCUAUUGCGUUCACCUUUGGGCCUGCUCUCGGUGCGUGGUUUGCUUCAUUUGACCUUACGACAGUGUAUCCGUUUGUGGAAGAAUGGGGGGUCUACCCUUAUUCAACCCCGGCUCUGGUGGGGCUCGUUUUACUGCUAGUGGAGACCGGCUAUUUGUACGCAUACUUGCCGGAAACCUUCCGCCAUCGACAUAUGAAUAGCAGUGCAUCGCGUUCAUCUGCAAAAGAGUCGACGGAACACGACAAUACGGCCACCCGGCUUUCAAAUCUUUGUUAUCUAAACGCAGUGCAGUGCAUUUAUUCGUUCCUAUUCUCUGGCAUGGAGUUCACGCUUGUAUUCCUGACCUUCGAUGUGCUUGACUACACUCACAUGCAACAAGGAAAGCUACUGGGAUUCAUGGGCAUUCUGUCGGCUUUAAUUCAAGGCGGUUAUGUACGACGCCGAGUUCAACGUCUAGGUGAAAAAUCACUGGUCAUCCAGGGCAUGGUGGCCUGCGCUAUGGGUUUAGCCGGUUUAUCCGUGAUGGCGAUGGUUCCAACUCACGCAUCGCUUUAUCUGUACGGCAGCGUGAGCUGUCUCGCCUUUGCUAGUGGCACUGUAGCGAAUUGUCUGACCAGUCUUGCGAGUCUUCAAUGCCACGAAGGCGAGGAAAACGAACCUAGGCUUGCCAAAGGUCGGGCGUUGGGCGAAUUCCGAAGCUACGGUCAGCUGGGUCGUGCCUUUGGCCCCAUUUCAGCGUGUGGUUUGUACUGGAUGAUGGGGCCCACGUACUGUUACUGCACCGGUGCAAUCGCUAUGCUGCUCACUACCGUUGCUACCACGGCUGCUGUUCCCGUGCACAAGCAGAAAAAAGCGUAAACUGUCUUUCUUGUCAAUGACAGAUUUUCAGACAUAAUCAGCAUAUAUCACUGUAUCUAUGGUUAUUCUUCAAAUUUCACUGUAUCAUUCCAUUCCCGUUAUUCCCUGGUCGUCCCCCCCUUCUUCCUCCUCCUUUUCUAUUCUCACCAAUGAACUCCUUUACAGUUGCUUCUAGAAGAUUACGCAAAAUAGCUAGUUUAAAUAGCUAAUGACAUUACACCAAUUGUCAGCGUAAAAAAGCGCUGAACAUGGAUGCUUUGCUUUAAUAUCUACGAUUACUUUCUGAUUCUAGAAUAAUCGAUUUUGUAUGGAAAUUCCAAUAACCAUCGAUUCAUAUGAUUGAGGUAUUCCUUCUUUGUGGACCGCGGGUUGACUCCAAAAUCAAGUGGAC
This is a messenger RNA of Radiomyces spectabilis, 1895 nucleotides long. RefSeq names its product major facilitator superfamily domain-containing protein. Bases 464 to 1504 code for a protein of 346 amino acids. Gene Ontology annotation, molecular function: transmembrane transporter activity. The transcript is spliced from 3 exons. The record is from RefSeq and is a predicted model, not a curated record. Gene Ontology annotation, cellular component: brush border membrane. Lineage: Eukaryota; Fungi; Mucoromycota; Mucoromycetes; Mucorales; Radiomycetaceae. Gene Ontology annotation, biological process: transmembrane transport.